UCCAGAGCCCCGCCUGGCCGUGCGGCGCUGCGGGCUGCCCGAGGCCUGGAGGGCUCCGAGGCGCCGUCCGAGGUCUCGGCGCCCUGAGGCGGGGAAGGCGCCCGACGCCCCCCAGCCUCCACCGCCGCCUCCUCCGGGCGGGCGGCCUCUCGGCGCCUCCCCCCCUCCCUCCUUCCCUGCGGCUCCCCCGGCUUUCGGGAGCCCGGGGGCGGCCUGUGGCGCGGAGCCCGCGUCGGACUGCGACUCCUGGGACCUUGAGGGGAAGCAUGCGUUUGGCUUGGAUGGUUUUGAAUUCUUAGUUUGGGAUCCCCGCCCGCCUGCCUCUUCCGCCCCGCAGGUUUUUGGUGUUUUUUUUUGUCGUCCUCCCCCUUUUUUCUUCUCCCUUUCCCCCCCACCCUCACCGUCUCCUUUUUUGACUCCCCGUCCGUUUAUGCUGGCCCAGCCCUCCCCUCGCCGCUGAGAAGUGGGGGAGGGUCUCGGCCUCCAGGUUCCCGCCCCAUCGGGGCCCGGGCUAGGAUGGGGGGCAAGCAGAGCACAGCCGCCCGCUCCCGGGGCCCCUUCCCGGGGGUCUCCACCGAUGACAGCGCCGUGCCGUCGCCGGGAGGGGCGCCCCACUUCGGGCAUUACCGAGCGGGCGGCGGGGCCAUGGGGCUGCGCAGCCGCUCCGUCAGCUCCGUGGCGGGCAUGGGCAUGGACCCCAGCACCGCCGGAGGGGUGCCCUUUGGCCUCUACACCGCCGCCUCGCGGGGGACCGGCGACUCCGAGAGGGCGCCUGGCGGCGGAGGGUCCGCGUCCGACUCCACCUAUGCCCACGGCAAUGGUUACCAGGAGACAGGCGGCGGUCACCAUAGAGACGGGAUGCUGUACCUGGGCUCCCGAGCCUCGCUGGCGGAUGCUCUACCUCUGCACAUCGCACCCCGGUGGUUCAGCUCGCACAGCGGUUUCAAGUGCCCCAUCUGCUCCAAGUCCGUGGCAUCUGACGAGAUGGAAAUGCACUUUAUCAUGUGUCUGAGCAAACCACGCCUCUCCUACAAUGAUGACGUGCUGACUAAGGACGCAGGCGAGUGUGUGAUCUGCCUGGAAGAGCUGCUUCAGGGAGACACGAUAGCCAGGCUGCCUUGCCUGUGCAUUUAUCACAAAAGCUGCAUAGAUUCGUGGUUUGAAGUGAACAGAUCUUGUCCGGAACACCCCGCGGACUGACCCUGCCGGGCAUGCUCACUGACUCCUCUCAAAGGUUUAUUGUAUUUAUUCCACGUAAACUCCUGAACAGCUGAUGAUGUCAGACAAAUCAGGGACAUUUGCUCUUUUUACCUUCACUUCAAACCCUGACCACCUGGGAGCAGACAGCUGCCAGGGUGAGAGGAGGCAAGGGGGAGUGAGUGGAGCCCGGCGCUGGACUGCAAGCCCCAAUUCCCGGCAUGAUGUUUGGCUCCAGGGGCCUCCCCACCAACCGGAAGACGGGAACCGCAGACGCACGCCCGCCCCAGCGGGAUGGCACGAGGCGGCCCUCCGGCCAGAGGGAGCACGACUUAUUUAUUGCGAUCCACUUGGGGACAGACUGGCCCCGUGCCAGGAGGCUCACCGGACAUUGGAGCAGAGCUGAGCUUGGGACCCCAGUGGGGACAGGGUCCACCCCUCCCGCGUUGACUGGAGAAUGACUCUCCCUCUCCCCUACCCGACCCCCAGGACACCCCAUAGGACGAGCAAGUGUGAGAAGGCUCCGACCGCCCCUCGCCCCAGGAGGGGAAGGGCCCUUUCUUCUUGGCUCACCUCGGAAAGGCGCCGUGGGUCUGUCUUUAACGUGUUUACAAAAAAAAAAAUUAUAAAAAAAGUCUAGUGUCGACUGGUGUUUUUCCUCGUGAUGUUUACAGAUUGCUGCCCAACUAUCACCCACUCAGUGACAGAAGAGCCGGGCCCAGGGCACCCACUGUGCACACACCACAGCCCUGGCCCGCCCUGGGUUUGUUCCUUUUCUGUUUCCCUCCCUCCCGCUCCGCGAUCCCCUCUCGGUCUAGGUCAGCUCCAAGCUCCGAGCCCUCACAAGUGUCCCAUAAGAACGCCAGGCAUUUGUCUCAGGCUCUGUGGACUCCACUUCCCCCCAUCAGAAACUAAAAACAAGGGGGGUGGGGGGGGAGAUGCAGACUUAGUUAACCAAGCUCCCCAGCCUCAGCCUCUCCGUUUCCAGGCGACUCUGAGAACCUUUUAGCCAUUGCCGUUCAUGUGGCACCAGCCGUGCCAUAUAGGUUUCUGUAUUUAUAUAUUAAAGAAAGAAAAAAACUUAUAAAAUGUAAAAAAAAUGUUCAGAGCUUGGGAGAAGCUUUCUUCAUUAGUCAAGGUGUUUUGAUAUGGUAUUAAAAUCAUGUCUGA
Messenger RNA from Echinops telfairi (small Madagascar hedgehog), 2367 nucleotides. It is a transcript of the gene ZNRF1, whose product is annotated as zinc and ring finger 1. The record is from RefSeq and is a predicted model, not a curated record. Bases 517 to 1200 code for a protein of 227 amino acids. Lineage: Eukaryota; Metazoa; Chordata; Mammalia; Afrosoricida; Tenrecidae. The transcript is spliced from 5 exons.